UAGUGUGCCGGGCGCGCACCGCGCAGUAUCGCGCCGCACUCGCCGCUUCUCGGACCUGGGACCUCGGCGCUCGCGACCCACUAGUGAUGUGCCUUUAGCCGAUCAUGUGCAGGCGACGAUUGUGUUUUGUGAGAGUGUGCGCGCGAGGCAUCAGGCGGCGCCGGCCCGCGCACCCUUAGCCUCCAGAACAUGUGGACCCUCUUGGCACUGCUUUGCGCGCUCCUCGCUUUUGGUGGCGGGGCCACUUUCGCGCCCAACAAGGAGCUACUAGAGUGUGCAAGCCAGAUCCUGUACAUGAACCAGCACGCGUACAAGAUUCCUGAAAACUACAAUAGAAACAUUCCACCUGGUAAAAACACAACAGUUUACAUUGGAAUAAACGUCAAUCGGGUUUCUGGAGUUGAUGAGAAUAAAGAGGAAAUAACACUAGAUGUGUUCUUGCAAGUGUCAUGGGAAGACGGACAGCUGCAAAUCCCGCCGGGGAUGCCGUUCAUCGACCUGCCGUGGGAGUUUCGGCAGCUGAUCUGGACUCCGGACCUGUAUAUCUGGCAGUUGCAGACGAUGAGGACAAUGUCCGUAUUGCAAGAGAUGGCUUCCCUCAGGAUUUAUUCGAACAGCACUGUCUCAGUAAAUAUAGGAGCCACUAUAACAAUCAAAUGUCAAAUGGAUUUCGUUCUGUACCCACUUGAUGUGCAGAAAUGUGCUAUCGAUUUUGGUAGUUACAAAUACACAUCAGAGGACGUUCGUUUCGAGUGGCACGCAGGCGCCCCCUGGCGAGGGCUGGUGGGCAAACAGCGCAACCAGUUCCGUCUGCCGAAGUACGUGGUCACGUUCGUCACGGACAAAAGUAAUCAUAUUCGAAAUUUUGGUGAAGGAGAACAUUCAGCAGCUCGGCUGCAGAUCAAGUUGUCUCGCGAAUUGCGCAGCUACCUGCUGGAGAGCUACCUGCCCUCGUCUCUCUUCGUCAUCAUCUCGUGGGGCAGCUUCUGCGUCAUCCCAGAGAUCGUGCCUGGCCGCAUGGUGCUGCUAGUCACCACACUACUCUCACUCGUCACGAUGUUUGACACCGAUUCACCGAUACUUGAUACAAUGCCGCCGAGUGGAUCGUCCAGGGGUUUCAUGGUCCGAGUGGCGACCAUGGUAGACCACGGCGUUAUGUUCUGUGGAGCCCAACAUGGGGCUCUCGACAAAUUCGCCCUCAUGCUCUUCCCGAUAUGCUUUUUUCUUUUUACCGUCAUUUACUGGACAACUUACCUCAGCGAAGCUCAUCGAGCUACUCUCGAGUGA
This is a messenger RNA of Papilio polytes (common Mormon), 1287 nucleotides long. RefSeq names its product gamma-aminobutyric acid receptor subunit delta-like. Gene Ontology annotation, biological process: nervous system process; signal transduction; chloride transmembrane transport. Gene Ontology annotation, molecular function: chloride channel activity; neurotransmitter receptor activity; extracellular ligand-gated monoatomic ion channel activity. The record is from RefSeq and is a predicted model, not a curated record. The transcript is spliced from 8 exons. NCBI's taxonomy places the organism in Eukaryota, Metazoa, Arthropoda, Insecta, Lepidoptera, Papilionidae. Gene Ontology annotation, cellular component: synapse; membrane; neuron projection. The coding region runs from base 190 to 1287 and encodes 365 amino acids.